Fundulus heteroclitus (mummichog) is the source of this 2729-nucleotide messenger RNA. RefSeq lists its product as uncharacterized. The record is from RefSeq and is a predicted model, not a curated record. NCBI's taxonomy places the organism in Eukaryota, Metazoa, Chordata, Actinopteri, Cyprinodontiformes, Fundulidae. The transcript has 6 exons. Bases 522 to 2159 code for a protein of 545 amino acids.
UUAUAGCUGGGAUGCUGGUGACGACAGUCGUCCCAUCGAGACUUGAAAUGCUGGAAUAAAUUUGACAUUAUGACAUUUGAUCCCGACAGCGAUUGGCGCACACCGGGGUGGUGGUAUAAAGCCCGGGGACCCCAGCUGGAACAGAAGAUGUUUACCCUUUAGCUCAAAGCUCGGGGUUUAACUCUGGGGAAGGGGACCCUUUAAAUCGAGUGUGCUGGGCUUUACGUAACAGAGCGGGGCAUAAAGAGAAGGGCAGCAACACGGAAAGGGGACUUUACAGCACCGCAACGUGGGGAGCGAGAGCGCCGGAGGGACAGGGAUCAGAGCAGAGGAAAUAUUUACUGAGAGACAGGGAAGCGUUUCUUUGUAGAGUGAAAGGAUAUCAAUCCCAUCAGUUACCUAACGGACACCUCCACUGUGACCUCUUAACUGGAGACAGCAAAACAGGAGAAGGGAGGGGGGGGGGCGCGAGCGGAAACAGCGAUUUGACGAGGCCUCGGGGUUAUUGAACGGCCUGCGUCAUGGCAGCCAUCGAUCUGGAGCUGGGGCUGGAACAUGGCGGCCGGGGGUGGGGGCAGGAGAGGCCCGAACUGGUGGACAACUUUGACUCCGAGAUGCAGGAGUGGGAGGAUCAGCUGCAGGACAUCCAGAGGAAAAUUGAAGAGCUGUACAACGAGGUUCAGGCCCGCAGAGGAGCCAGCGACGUCCCCGGUGACAACCCGAAAAAUGCCGACCCGUUGGAGUGUGAGCUGAGGCAACACGGCGGUGUCCUUUUGGCGCCUGGCUACCACGGCGGGAAUCAUGUCAGAGGCGUGGCCAUCGCGCAUCGCUGCGGCCGCUACCCGGCGAAGCAUCAGAACGCCUACGGCUGCUGCCGCUCCAACGAGAUCGGGGACUUGCUGCAGGAUUAUCUGGAGAAGGGGAAUAAAACGAGCAGGAAGAAUAACAGAGCUCGCCACGUGCACUUCAGUGACAUAGUUAAGGUGAACCAGGACAUCUCUGCAUUCCAGGAUGAGGCCAGAAGACGAUCUGGAAAUCCCAGGGUUGGGCCAGAACAAAAUCUGAACAAUUUCGAGGAAACCGAAAACAAUAAGAAUCGAGUGUCACACAUGAAGAGUUCCCCCCACCGAGACGAAAACACCUGCGCAAAGCCCCCCGUUGGACAAAGGGAUGCUUCUGCUGUACCGGCACGGUCUCAGUUCCCAGCCGUGACAGCCGAGUCUCCUUUGUUGGACAAAAAGUCCUUCGGCACGGGAUUCCUGGGGGAUAGAAAGUGCAGCAGCCCCUCUGUCCUUAGGAAGUUUGGAGCCAUGCUUCAAGAGAACGAGGGCAAGACACUCACAGAAUCUGGGGUGGUGACCCACCAGGGACCGUCCCCAGAGGCAAAGUGUCCCACUCCCUGCUGUCAGCGCAGAGCUCUGGGAACCACCGGAGGAGCCAGCAAGGCGCCCAUGCGCGUGCCUAACCAGAAAUGUCAUGCAAAUUCUGAUGUGCUGACAGCAGAGACAGAGCCCGGCCAAGACCGGAGUUCAUUAUUAGACUCUGCAAGGCACCACUACAAGGAUCAGAGAGAAGGCUGCAGUACUGCCAAAAGCUCUCAGUCUGUUCCCCAGCAGGUCCUGGGGAGAUCUCACGUACCAGGGAGCCCAAAGAUCCGACCCCGGGCUAAUAGUGGGGCAGACAGAGAGGGAGGGAGGGCUCACGGGGAGAAAGCAAGGAAGCCUGUGACCCAGCAAACAGACAACAGGACAACAAGUCCUUCCCUUGGAGCUCAGAGGAUUCAGAGGGUGCAGGAUGUACCGGACUGUGGCUAUUUGGGGGAUGGAGGACUUAUAGAGCUGCUGGACAUGCUGGAGAUCCAACAUGAGUACAGCUCCAGUCCAAGAACGACGUACCCAGCUCACAGACAAGAGCCACAGCAGGUAAACCCUCCAGAGAUGUCUCCAGCGAGACCCCACAGGAGUUUUUCUCGUCCUGCGCGGCCCGCCAACCAGCGCCCUCCUUCCAGAUGGGCCAACCGUACACCUACUGCCAGAAUCACUGCCCCGUCGGGCCCAAUCUACCGGCCCCCCAGCCCCCUUACUCGCACUCCAAGCCCUGCGCUCAAGCACCGGCCUCCGGUUUCCUACUCCCUGCAGACAGAAACCAUCAUUAUGUGACAAUGUCCAACUGGUGACGUACAUCCCCAUCAACCUGUGCGAAACGCUCCAUGUAAAUAAUACGGUCCCCGCUGCUUUAUGAGUGCUAAAAUGAAAUGGAAAACACCCCCCAACACUCCCAGAUGUGUUGAAAACAUACCACAUACAUGUUCAUCAGUGAUGCUGUAGCUUUAAACGUCUUCUGUGCCUAACUUUUACCAACAUGCCACCAUAUAGCUUCGUUGCUCCUUAACCAUGUGACGUUUUUGUAUCAAAAAUGAAGGUGUUUUUUUUUUCUGUGUGAAGGAUUAGCAUGCAGCCCCGGUUCGAGGGUGCAUGUUUUCAGGUUUCCCGGUUGCCGCGUCGAAUCGGACGCAGCCUCAUCCCCCGAGGGAGGUCCGGCUGGAACAGAGUUCCCAGUGGCAACCUGUGAACUGUUUAAAAAGUGUGUUGGAAUGUAUGAUAUUGUUACGAAAAAAAAAAAAAAAGAAAGGAUUCAAAAUGUUCAAAUAAUAGCUGUGAUGGAUGAUUUUACUAUGCCUUUCAUGUACUUUUCUUGGUAAUAAAUAUGACUGUGCUUAACGUAAAGCC